Messenger RNA from Monoraphidium neglectum, 516 nucleotides. RefSeq lists its product as hypothetical. The record is from RefSeq and is a predicted model, not a curated record. Lineage: Eukaryota; Viridiplantae; Chlorophyta; Chlorophyceae; Sphaeropleales; Selenastraceae. The transcript has 2 exons. The coding region runs from base 1 to 516 and encodes 171 amino acids.
AUGGUCGCCACCAUCCCCCGCACUGCCUCGGCCGUGUGCCCGGCGUCCGCCAAGGCCGCAACCGCCCAGCGCUCCGCCGGCCGCGUCGCCGCGAGCGGGCCGCAGGGCAGCGUGCAGCCCUUCACGCCCAUCGCCGACUCCCGCGUGUGGACGCCCGCGACCUGGGCCGGCCGCCAGCAAGAGUUCAUAUACACCCUCACCGCCGACGACGUCGCCCAGUUGGAGGCGGCCACGGCGGCGUUCACCGCCGCCGCCAACGCCCCCGGCGGCCCCGGCCUGAGCGCCGCGCUGGUCGGCCUGACCGCGGCCGCCUUCCCGCUGCCCCGCCUCGGCCCCAAGCUCGCCGCCCUCGCCGACGCCCAGCUCCGCCCCGGCGGCGCCGGCGGGCGCGGCUUCCAGCUGCUGCGAGGCCUGCCCAUGGGCGAGUGGUCCGAGGUCGCGGCGCUCGUCGCCUACCUCGGGGUGGCGGCCCACAUGGGAGUCCACGCAGUCCGCGGCGAUGGGCUUCCACACUGA